Messenger RNA from Rangifer tarandus platyrhynchus (Svalbard reindeer), 1692 nucleotides. NCBI's taxonomy places the organism in Eukaryota, Metazoa, Chordata, Mammalia, Artiodactyla, Cervidae. The record is from the annotation of a GenBank genome assembly.
AUGGAUAGGAGAAAUGACUCCAAUUAUAAGAUGACCCUGUUCCAGAUAGCUCAAUACAUCAUAGUCUUAACCACACUCUGGGUCAAGAGAGGGUACAGGGCUCGGAAAGUUGACACUAAGACCCAAACAACUGAAAGCCAGACUCAAGUUGACCAAAGGAUCCAGACCAAGAUGGAUACCUCUCAGACCCACAUAAGUGCCCUUGAGACUCAGGUUGCUGCUUCUGUCCAGGCCCUGGCAGAUGACUACCUGGCUCAGUUUAGUUUGGAGCCCACAACCAGGACCUGGUCCAAGAAUCUGAACAAGGGUGAGAGAGGUGAUGGCAAUUAUAGGCAUAUCCCAUGGGGCCAGAGGCCUCUGCUAUCCCAAGAUGUGACCAUUUUGCAAGAAAGGGUUAAGGACCAGACAAAGAUCCCCAUCAACCGCUCAGACAUGCUGAAGGAUGUCAUCCAAGAAUAUGAUGAAUAUUUCCCAGAGAUCAUUGAGCGAGCAAGCUAUGCUCUGGAGAAGGUGAAGGGGUAUCCUCUGGGGGAUGAGCACAAUGGGGAACUCUUGAAUGGAACAAAGGAAUCCUCUACAGGCAUACUGAGAAUGACCAAGGACACACCCAAACUAGAUCUUCUCAUGGUGAUUCUGAGUGUCAUUUUUAUGAAUGGCAACAGGGCCAAUGAGGCUGUCAUCUGGGAGGUGCUGCGUAAGUUGGGGCUAUGCCCUGGGGUAAGGCACUCACUCUUUGGGGAAGUGAGGAAGCUCAUCACAGAUGAGUUUGUGAAGCAAAAGUACCUGGAAUAUAAGAGGGUCCCCAACAGCAGACCACCUGAAUAUGAGUUCUUCUGGGGAUUGCGCUCCUACCGAGACUACUCUUUCAGCAGUUGCACUGACUUUGGUGAUACACUCAGCACCAAUCUUAACUUUGGUGGCACACACAGCACCAGUGCUGGUUUUAGCAGUGCUGUCAAUAUUAGCAGUGGCUUCAGCAGUGUACCCAGCACCAACUCUGGCUUUGGCAAUGUGUUUACUGACUUCAGUGGGGCACUUAACACCUCUAGUGACUUUGGCAGUUCUCCCAGAACCAGCAUUGGCUUUGGUGGAGCUCCCAGCACCAGCUUCUGCUUUGGGAGUAUAUCUAACACCAAUCUGUGCUUUGGUGGCCGUCCUAGCACCUGCUUUAGUGGUCCUACAAGUGCCAGUUUUGGUGAUGGACUCAGCACCAGUACCAGUUUCAACUUUGGCGAUGGGUUAAGCACCAGCACUGGAUUUCAUGGUGGGCUGAGCACCAGCUCUGGCUUCAGUGGUAGGCUGAUCUCCAGCAAUGUCUUUGGUGGUGGAUUUGGCAGAAAUGUUGGUUUUGGCAGCACACUUGGCACCAGUGCUGACUUUAGUAGUGGCAUCACCACCAGUGAUAGCUUUAGUGGUGGACCUAACACCAGCUUCAAUGGAGGAUUGAGCACCAUCAUUGGCUUUGGCAGUGGUUCCAGCACCAACACUGGCUUUACUGGCAAUCUCAGCACCAGCACCCGCUUUAUUGGCGGACCCAGUUCUACUGUUGGCUUUGGCAGUGGACUGAGCACUGAUGCUGGCUUCAACGGUGGACCAGGCAGUAGUGAUGGCUAUGGCAAUAUACUGAGCAAUGCUGCUGGCUUUGGUGGUGGAGCCACUAGCCUUGGUGCCUGUAGCUUCUCCUAUGUCUAG